AUAAGGAGCUUUCGAUUCGUCCGCCAUUUCGUGUGGGUGGGGCGGAUUUGAGGAUACUGUCUGAAUUCGAUCUGAUGGGUUUUCUGGGUGGUUCCCAAAAGGCGGGUGGGAGUGGAUCGUCGGGGGGUUGGUUGAAGGGCCUGGUGCGGAGGAAGCGGGUCGAUUCGGCUCACGCCAGGUCCGGCGGGGGCGGCGGUCAUCACCAAUUGGCCAAGGAGCUGUCCGUUCUUCACCUUAUCGCCAUUGGGGUCGGAUCUACGAUCGGAGCUGGAGUUUACAUUCUUGUUGGGACAGUUGCUAGAGAGCAUUCCGGACCGGCUCUCACCUUCUCGUUCCUGAUAGCUGGAAUUGCAGCAGCUCUUUCAGCCUUCUGUUAUGCGGAGCUUGCAAGCCGUUGUCCAUCUGCUGGGAGCGCGUAUCAUUAUUCAUACAUAUGUGUUGGAGAAGGUGUUGCUUGGCUGAUUGGUUGGGCGCUGAUACUGGAAUACACAAUUGGUGGCUCGGCUGUAGCUCGCGGCAUAUCUCCUAACCUGGCAUUGCUCUUUGGAGGAGGGGACAGUCUUCCUGCGUUUUUAGCUCGUCAGUACAUCCCUGGGCUUGAUAUGGUGGUAGACCCAUGUGCUGCAGUUCUAGUAAUCGUCGUUACUGGGCUGUUAUGUGUGGGAAUUAAGGAGAGUACACUGGCUCAAGGUAUCGUUACAACAGCUAACGUAUGUGCUAUGAUUUUUGUCAUAGUAGCUGGCAGUUAUCUGGGUUUCAAGACUGGAUGGCCUGGUUAUGAACUUCCUACUGGGUACUUCCCCUUUGGGGUUGAUGGGAUGCUUGCGGGCUCUGCAACCGUCUUCUUUGCAUAUAUUGGUUUUGACUCAGUUGCCAGCACAGCUGAAGAGGUGAAGAACCCGCAGCGAGAUUUGCCUCUGGGUAUAGCUGCUGCAUUAUCAAUAUGUUGUGCGCUAUACAUGAUGGUAUCUAUUGUGAUUGUUGGUCUUGUGCCUUAUUUUGCAAUGGACCCUGACACCCCCAUCUCCUCUGCAUUUGCAAGCCAUGGGAUGCAUUGGGCAGCGUACAUAAUCACAGCUGGAGCUGUUACUGCUCUCUGCUCCACACUGAUGGGCUCCAUUCUUCCUCAGCCUCGGAUUCUCAUGGCAAUGGCGAGAGAUGGACUCCUGCCUGCUUUCUUUUCAGAUAUAAACAAGCGCACCCAAGUUCCUAUCAAGAGCACUAUUGUGACUGGUAUUGGGUCAGCAAUACUGGCAUUCUUCAUGGAUGUGUCGCAGUUGGCUGGCAUGGUCAGUGUGGGUACUCUUCUUGCCUUUACCAUGGUAGCAAUUUCUGUGCUGAUUCUUAGAUAUGUACCCCCAGAUGAGGUGCCCCUUCCAUCAUCUCUUCAGGAGUCAAUCGAUGCUUAUAGUGAAGCACCGGAGAGCAGUGGGAUCAUUUCUGAAGUUUCUGGUGGCGCAUCUGGGGACAGUACUCAGCCUUUAUUAGGCAAAAAGAACGCAUCGAUUGACUAUCCUAUUAUCGUAGAAAAAGUGCAAGACAUCUUGACAGAAAAGAACAGGCGAAAAAUUGCUGGCUGGACUAUAAUGUUCACGUGCAUUGGGGCUUUCAUUCUCACUUAUGCAGCUUCAAGUUUGGGACUUCCCAGCUCUCUUCGCUUCUCCUUGUGUGGUGUUGGUGGCACUUUCCUUUUGUCUGGUCUCAUUGUGCUGACUUGCAUUGAUCAAGAUGAGAGAAGGCACAAGUUUGGACAUGCAGGAGGUUUCAUUUGCCCAUUUGUUCCUCUAUUGCCUAUUGCCUGCAUUCUGAUCAACCUUUAUCUGCUGAUUAAUCUUGGGGCUGCUACGUGGGCUCGUGUUUCUGUGUGGCUGAUAGUCGGGGUACUCGUGUAUGUCUUCUAUGGACGGACUCACAGCUCUUUGCUUGAUGCCGUGUAUGUGCCAGCAGCUCAUGCUGACGAAAUAUACCGCAGUUCUGGAGACUCAUUGGCUUAAAUCCUUUGGGCGGAGAAAUAUUUGUUUCUGGUAAAGUUUGCGAGGUCAAAUUCCUUGUGGGCAAUGCGUGUAUCUUCUGUUGUAUUCUGUGCAUGAAAUUCAAUUAUUAUUUCAAUAGAGAGACUCGCAGGAGUCUCGUGUUUGUAUAGUAGAUCACGGAACAGAUGUUCCACAGAACCGAGCCAUGUAAAUAUGUGUCCUCUUCAAGUAAUUUUUCUUUGCGUAUUGAGAGUA
This is a messenger RNA of Syzygium oleosum, 2228 nucleotides long. RefSeq names its product cationic amino acid transporter 2, vacuolar-like. The transcript has 14 exons. The coding region runs from base 75 to 1994 and encodes 639 amino acids. Lineage: Eukaryota; Viridiplantae; Streptophyta; Magnoliopsida; Myrtales; Myrtaceae. Gene Ontology annotation, cellular component: membrane. Gene Ontology annotation, molecular function: amino acid transmembrane transporter activity. Gene Ontology annotation, biological process: amino acid transport; transmembrane transport. The record is from RefSeq and is a predicted model, not a curated record.